GCCCAAACUCGUCGGUUGGAAAAAAUUGCGGUGAACAACUUCAGCCGUUUCGAGGGUUCUCGGCCUCUUUUCUUACAACAAACGAGCAAAGCACAUGUCCUCGAAGAGAAGCGAUGUCAUCGAAAUUUCUUGACAUUCUUAACUCUCGUGCCCCUCCAUAGACCUAGCCAUCUGCCUGCCUUUGUAAAGCACAAUCUCACCAGGGUUGACCCCUGCCAAACGAGUUGCCUCGCACCAGCACCCACCGCCUCCUUCCGGCAUCGGCUUUUACACUCGGUCUCCGAUGUUGUCCUGACGCCAUUUUAUCAAACAGCUAUUUAAUUGCUCACCCCCGCAUCGUUUUGCCUCGCUUCCUCGAGCAAGUGCGACAGGUAGCCGGCUCUAUUCUCUGCUUAUUCGGGUGAGCGAGGGCCAGUCAGGACAGUGCUGAACGGGUCUCCGACGGGAGUCUAUUCACCGUCCUGCACUGGCUCGGUAUCGCGAUAGCUCGGCUCAAAUCAUGAUCGAUUCACCCGCCUCGGCAAUGGAUAUUCCGCACCAUGAGCCGCCUGUGACGCUGCGAAGCCAAACCGCCGCCAUUGAAGCCGUGGAGGAUAUUGUUUAUGGAUCGACGGCGGGCAUCGUCGGAAAAUACAUCGAAUACCCCUUCGACACGGUCAAAGUCCGACUUCAGUCGCAACCCGAUAACCUUCCCCUCCGCUACAAGGGUCCCAUUGACUGCUUCCGCCAGUCUCUCAAAGCCGAUGGCUUCGUGGGCCUUUACCGUGGCAUCACCGCCCCGCUGGUGGGCGCCGCUGCCGAGACGAGCAGUCUAUUCUUUUUCGAACGCCUCGGCCGCGAGCUCAUCUAUUCGUCUGGCCUUGUCUCCCGCGACCAGUUCCUCUCCCUCCCGACGCUAUACUUCACGGGCGCCUUUUCCGGCUUUUUCACCUCGUACGUGCUGACGCCGAUUGAGCUGGUCAAAUGCAAGAUCCAGGCGCCCGCCUCUGCCGACGGCUCGGCCCCGCCCCCGCUCAAGCCCGGGGCCGUCAUCCGCGACGUAUACCGCCACCACGGCAUCAAGGGGUUUUGGCACGGCCAGAUGGGGACUCUGAUUCGGGAAUCUGGAGGCAGCGCGGCGUGGUUCGGCGGCAAAGAAACGGUCACCAAGAUGUUUCACGCCCUCAACGCCCGGACCGUGAACACGAAGGCCGAGAAAGACACUCUCGCUGCCCAGCCCCUCCCGCUAUGGCAGCAGGCUUUGGCUGGCGCGUCUGCUGGAGUGUCCUACAACUUUCUCUUUUUCCCGGCCGACACGAUCAAGUCGCGCCUGCAGACCAUGGCGAUUGGAGAGUCCGUCAAGGAUAGGACGUUCCUGAAAGAGGGCAUCGCCAUCUGGAAACGGUACGGGGCUGCGGGGCUGUACAGGGGUUGCGGAAUUACGUGUCUGCGAUCGGCUCCUAGUUCAGCAUUCAUAUUCAUGGUUUUCGAUGGGCUGAAGACUUUUUUACCCAUGCAAUAACGGAUCUAAAUGUCAAGCAGAAAGGGAUAUGACCAGGUGAAAGCAGAGAGGGUGGCGAUGGUGGACAGAGUCGGGGCAGUCGUUACAUGCAUCAACUGGCGUUCGGUAUCUUCAUGGUAGGGGUGGUUUUGUGGACUUGAAGUCUUGUGUCACUUGGUUGCAAGGUGAUUAUAGAAUCUGAUGGCAUUUGCACAAAAAUAUAGGUACACGAAUGGCUUCAUUCUUGUCACUUUCAUAGUGCAUCUCACCAUGUCAUGACUGAGAUGCAUUCGACCAAAGUGAACCAUCCGUCUUCAACAAGCUUACCCUCGAUGGCUCAACCCCUUUCCCUUGUACUGUAGAGACACAUGUGAGCACUCGGGAUAUCGCAACUCCAUCGACCGGACAUUCUACUGUUCCUUCGCUUUCCCCUUCCCCUU
Molecule: messenger RNA, 1920 nt
Organism: Sodiomyces alkalinus F11
Lineage: Eukaryota; Fungi; Ascomycota; Sordariomycetes; Glomerellales; Plectosphaerellaceae
Product: amino-acid transporter arg-13
Exons: 2
Coding region: 500-1501 (333 amino acids)
Biological process (GO): mitochondrial L-ornithine transmembrane transport
Molecular function (GO): L-ornithine transmembrane transporter activity
Source: RefSeq, a predicted model, not a curated record